Molecule: messenger RNA, 1599 nt
Organism: Clonostachys rhizophaga
Lineage: Eukaryota; Fungi; Ascomycota; Sordariomycetes; Hypocreales; Bionectriaceae
Source: the annotation of a GenBank genome assembly
AUGGCGCUCCGGACAACCCAACGCGCACCUCGUAGCUGUUUCGCAUGCUCAUCCCGCAAGGUCAAAUGCGACAAGAAUGUACCUUGCUCAACUUGUAUCAAGCGAGGACAAGCAGAUGCCUGCGCCAGAGAGAUGGUUAUUGUGCGGGGCGCCGUGACAACAUGGACGGAUUCGCCGGAUCUUCUCACGUAUGACGAGCUCAAGGCCGAGAAUCAGCGUCUUCGCGACGAGAUUGAAUUGUUGAAGCGCCAGCAGGUGUCCAGCUCACCUGCUCUACCUGGCGGAAAGUUGCGGAGAAGUCUGGGAAAUGAUGAUGAGCUAGAGAAGAGACUGUGGAAAUUCGUCUCCGCAUCAUCACCGGCUUCUCACACUGCGACCGGCUGGGGAAGCAUCGUAAUGCCUAGCCGUCGAUGUAGUGAGCAACUAGUAGAUUUUGACCGCAUAUGGAACUCAUGGGUUCACUAUGCUCUCGAGUAUCCCGCGUUUGAAAGUGAGUGUGACGAGUUCUAUGCAGAGCUCGAGAAGGGACGGGCAUUGGAAGAAUAUGAUCCAGCAUGGUUAGCGGUAUACUUUGCUGUUUUAUGCGCUGCCUUGUUAAUGAUGGCUGAGGAUGAAGCCAGCCGUGUGUUUCUCCCUCAAGGGUUUGAUCAAAAGAGAGCAGGCAAGAUGUGGUAUGACGCCUCCAUCUUCUGCCUCCAUCGCUCUGACUUCAUGAGAACACGCUCAAUCCGCUUCGUCCAGGCAGUCGCCAUCCUCGGAAUGUGUUUCAACAACUGGGGAGACUCGGAUUUAGAUGUCCACCUGUGGAGUUGCGCUCUCCGGGUAGCACAGAACAUUUCUCUACACAGCCCCCCGUCUAGCGCAACGAACAUACUCAGUGCAGAAGGUCAACGCCGGCUCUGGAUGCGAGUCCCCUACCAAAUACCACAGGUUGAUGAGGUCGACUUCGACAUGACUCUGCCAGUAUCUACAAUGACUCCCGACGAAAACAUGCACGUAGAUCCCGUUCAUUAUCACAUCUUCAUGGCCAGAGCAGCCACUGCCUAUUAUCGAUUCUGUGUGGCCAUCCGAGCUGCGGUCAAACCGGUUGAGGAAGCCGUUAGGAAGGCAGACGAGGAACUGGCCGAAGUUAUCAACACUCUACCUGAGUAUCUGAAGCCCGACAACUCGGGAAGCGAACACGUUCGCCAGCUGGAAGAAGCCCAACCCUGGAUCAAGUGGCAAAGGUUUGAUGUGACUGUCGUCCUACUGCAUCUCCGGGUACGGAUCAAUCGUGCUCUCCAGGCGCAAUGGCAGGCAGAGCCCCAGAGAUACUCUUGGGCCAAAACAAUUAGCGUCACGUCCGCAAUGAGUGUGAUAUGGAUUAAUAACAAUUGGGACCAACCAGCGUCUAUGCGCAAGCAGUGGGCUUUAUCGUUUCACGUCUUUGUUGCUGCGACCUUGUUGUUGCGCGAGCAUCAGACAGCUCCCGACGAUCAAGAUGAGGCAUAUUGGGAAUCUAUGAACACCGCGCUAUACCUUCUAGACCAAGUCAGGGACCAGAGUGCAGUUGCUCAACAGGCCGCUAUCAUUCUUCGAGCGGAACUAAACAAGGGAUGA